UACUUGCCCUCCUCUCCUCUCCCGCCACCUCACAGCCCCCGUCAGACGCGGAACGCCCCGAGGCGAGCGCGCGCGCGUGUGCGGAGGCAGCCGCCAUGCCGGGCCACCGAACCCGCGCCGCCGCGCGCCUAGGCGGCGUCACCUCCCGCCGCCACGCGGAGCUCCUCCUCCACUGCGGCGUCGGCGGCGUCUCCGUCAAGGACCUCCGCCUCCGCCGCGUCGUCCCGCCCGCCGCCGGUUCCGUCGGCUCCUCCCCUGAGUGCACCGCGCCCGUGAAGCCCGGAUCUGCGGAGAGCACGCCACCGGAGGCUGCGUCGGCCGCCGCCGCGGCCGAAGACCUCGACCGGAAGCCGGUGCUCCCGCGGUCCAAGCUCGUGCGCGACCCCGGCUCGUUCGGCUACAGGCGGCUGCUGCCUUUCCUCAACGAGAUGGCCAAGAACGAUAACUCAAUCGGCAAGGAAGUGCCCUCAGACAGCGCGGCUGCGCACUCAAAGAACGAGCUCAGCAGAUCUGACUCUCGGUUGGUUGAUGAGCCUUUGGGUGCGACUCGCCUCGAAUGUGAGGCCAUGGAUUCUGUGGAGCCGGUGGUGGUGAAGACUGGAGGAGACACCGAGGUGAAGGAUGGCUGCAACAACGUGGCGGAAGAGGCCAACACUGUCCCUCAUGACCUUGCAAGCAGCAAGCCGUGGCUUGCCCGGUGCACGAGGUCGAGGUUUGUUCAUCAUCCGAGCUCGUUCAGCUACAAAAGGAUGCUGCCAUUUCUCAUGGAGAAUGAAAUCUCUUCUCAGGAAGGUCAAAGGGUCAAAAUUCGAAGAGUUGCAGAGGAAAGGCUACUAGCAUCAGAUGAGAAUGGCAUCUUUACCAGUGGGCAGCAGCAUCUUGCUUUCUCUGAUGACUCUUCUCAGGAAUGCAGCAGAGCUCAAGUUGAAAGAAUGGAGGAAGAAGAGCCACCAAAAGCUGAUAAAAACUGUGUUCUUGAUGACAGGCAGUCUCAUUCUGCUGUUACGAAAGCCUCUCCUCCAGAAUACAAUGCAGCUGAAGAGCAAAAUGUCUUGCAACAAGAAGCUUUGACUUCAGGUCAAGACCCAGUAACUUCUUCUGAGGGUAAAAAUUGUGUUCUUGAUGACAAGCAGUCUCAUUCUGCUGUUAUGAAAGCCUCCCGUCCAGAAUACGAUGCAGCUGAAGUGCAAAAUGUCUUGCAGCAAGAAGCUUUGACUUCAGGUCAUGACCCAGUAACUUCUUCUGAGGGUGAUUUAAUAUCAGAUGGGGAUGAUGUCCAGGCAAGCGGUCAGCAUCAGAUUGUUGUGUCAGAGGAUUGUCCAGAGGAAUGCAAAAGAGAUAAAGUCAAAAGAAGUGUACAAGAUGAAGCUGUAAAGUCAGAUGGGAGCCAUGUUCUGUAUAGCUGGGAAUUUCAGCCUGCUGUAUCAGAAAUCUCUCCUUUGAAGACUGACACGGCUGACAUGCAAAAGGCCACACAAGAAGAGCCGUCACCUUUAGAUGGAGAUGAAGAAAAUUCAUACAAGGGCGACCAUCUUGCCAAUGAGCAGCUUCAGCCCUGUGUCGCAAAGGAGUCCCUGACUGCACAACUGCAAGAUAAUUCUGAAUUAGCUGAAGUACCGCAGUGUCAAACCAAAGACUCACGAUGUCAUGAUGUUGGUUUUGUUAGCCCUACCAAGACCAUGAUACCAUUGUUGCAUUCGUGUUGUGCCCAAGAUCCCGAGGAUUCUGUGGCUGCUCAUGAUAAUCAGCUUCUUGACAGUGACAUACAAAUGAUCUGCAGGUCUUCUGAUCCUUGUGCUGUUGACAGAUCUUUAUCAGUAGAGGAAAUGUCUGGAUGUAUUCCGCUCACUGAAUCGGGAUGCAAAGCUGGCAUAUCGCAGCCAAGAGGUGUUCAUUCUAUGGAAAAAAGAGUUCUCUCUCCUAAUAAGUAUUCUCCUAAGAAGCUUUCUCCAAAGAAAGGAAUACUUAAGAGGCAUCCAAGGGGGUGCAAGGGCAUCUGCAUGUGUUUGGACUGCUCUACAUUUCGUCUACAUGCUGACCAAGCUUUUGAGUUCUCUAGGAAGCAAAUGCAAGAAGCAGAUGAUAUAAUAAGUAACUUAUUGAAGGAGGUGGCAAAUCUUAGGAGUCUGGUGGAGAAGCCUGCUGUCCAACAGGAGUCGACACAAGCAGCUUGCAGACAGGCGUCUCGGGUGGAAGAGGUGGCCAGAGAACGUUGCCGGCAGAUGUUCGAGGAUCUGAAUUCCCACUGCAGAAUCCCUAGACCGAGGGUAACAUUCUCGCAGUAUGUCGAGGAAAAGAAGGUGGCGCCAUCUCCCAGCCGCAGCCGGAGGUGACCGAACUUCUGAACGUGGUCUCAGCCUGCUGACCUGCUGAUCGUCUAGCUUUUGUUCAGCACAUUCUGCGUGCUGCCGCUUGUGAACCGCGAGUUUACCUUCUGGUCGGGACUCUGACAUAUAUCCGGUCUCGUGGAAGCAAUGCGAUGUGCCGCUGUAGCGGUGAGGGGGUGGUUCAGUGGUUGUCAAAGGGACACAAGGAAGCCCUGGAAUGGAGUUCUUGCAAGCUGGAAAAUGCCGGUUUGCUAUGGAGGAGGGAUUGUUGAGCUGUGAAAUGGCGGCGGCGGCAUCGUAAGGAGGGCGUCUUGCGUUGGUUCGUGAUGCUUGGUCCUUGUGCCAUGUAUUAUGUAUGCUGUCUCUAAUUCAUACAUAGAGAACAGCUUCAGAUUUGUUCGGUUGGCCGGCGUGAGUGCUGGUUGGUUUCAGGCUUGCAGGCCUGGAAAUAUGGGUGUGAGCUUAGCUGGAGAGGUUUGCAUGCAGGCCUAAUCCUCCGAGGAUCUAGAGUUGCUUUUAAGUUGUUUAACUGCCUAACUGGUAGUAUGAAAUGUAUGAUGGAUGACUGGAACGGAACCGAAGUUAGUUAACAAUC
Molecule: messenger RNA, 2922 nt
Organism: Panicum virgatum (switchgrass)
Lineage: Eukaryota; Viridiplantae; Streptophyta; Magnoliopsida; Poales; Poaceae
Exons: 7
Coding region: 96-2333 (745 amino acids)
Source: RefSeq, a predicted model, not a curated record